This is a messenger RNA of Mercurialis annua (annual mercury), 1806 nucleotides long. RefSeq names its product transcription factor TCP5. Gene Ontology annotation, cellular component: nucleus. Lineage: Eukaryota; Viridiplantae; Streptophyta; Magnoliopsida; Malpighiales; Euphorbiaceae. The record is from RefSeq and is a predicted model, not a curated record. Gene Ontology annotation, molecular function: sequence-specific DNA binding; DNA-binding transcription factor activity. Bases 472 to 1485 code for a protein of 337 amino acids. The transcript has 2 exons.
CUUUUGGAAAAUAAAAACCUUAGUGUAAAAUUUAACCAGCAAAACUUCACUAUUAGGCAGGUGAUUGUUCAGUAUGUGGUAUGAACAAUUUCAUUAAAUCGCUAUUAACUCGAUCUAGUUGGCGCGCGUGUCAACGUGAUCUGACAACACAUGGUUGUCGAUGCGCCAUACCUUUAUGCUUCUUUUCAUCCGACGCGGUUAAAUUAUGGCAUCUUUUAUAAAUUUUCUUAAGAGAAUUUUUUGAAAAGGGUACUAUUAUUCUUCUCUUGCAAUGAAAUUUUGAAGACUUGACAUAACUGAGAGUUUCAUCAAGUUAUUUCCCUUUCUGGCUACCAUUCUUGUUCAUCUUUCUUAGUCAAGCUAGACUUUCGAAUAGCAAAUAACAAAAUAAAAUCAGUUUGCCAGAGACAGCCUGCAGCUUUCUUUCUUCGUGAUAUUGAGUAGUAAUAACUCCAUAAUGAGUGAAGUAAGAUGAUUACAAAUUCAAAAGAAAAGCAAGAAGGUGAUGAAAACAACAAUAAUAACCACAAGAAGCUCACCAAAGCAGCAUCAACCUCAUCAUCAAGACAAUGGUCAGCAUUUAGAAAUCCAAGAAUCGUUCGAGUUUCGCGUUCUUUUGGAGGAAAAGACAGGCACAGCAAGGUCUGCACAGUACGAGGAUUAAGAGACAGAAGAAUCAGACUGUCUGUACCAACAGCAAUUCAGUUAUACGAUCUUCAAGAUAGGCUUGGAUUAAGUCAGCCUAGCAAAGUAAUCGAUUGGUUAAUUGAUGCAACUAAAAAUGAUAUCGAUAAUCUUCCACCACUUCAAAUGCCUCAAGGAUUCGGUCAUCAUCCAUUUCAUCAACAAAUGCUACUUUCCAAUGAUUUAAACUCAUAUCAUCAUUCUAUUUCACCGUUAUUCGACGCGAAUUCGAGCAAUUUCAACAAGGAUAUAGGGUUUCAUUCAUUAGGGAUAAAGAUGAAUACUGCUGGUAGUACUCUUAUCGAUCAAGCCGAAGCAGAAACUUCAAUGAGAGCAAGUGACAAAGGAAAAUGGAUCAGAAGUGUCAAUAUUGAUCAAGAAAAUAAUCAAGAACACAAGUUGUUUCCUAUAAACAAUAAUCCGAUCAUGCCUUUUAAUCCCUACUAUCAUUAUGAUGCUUCAAGUCUAUCUUUAGCGCAAUUCGGAGCGAAUACUCAACAUGGAUUUAUGCCUCAAGCAGAAAACUCUAGCACUGUUUCAUUGGCAUCAGGCUCCCAGUUCUUUCUAUGUCCGCCAUUUUCGCAGUAUUCUCCUUAUGUUUCUGCUCCAUUGGGGAAUAAUAAUAAUAACAAUGAGUCAAGGGAGACAAAUCAUUUUCAGUGGUUGAAUUCGUCUUCAUCGGAUAAUAAUCAACUCAAGAAUUUCUCAUUGGGUGUAAAUCCAGGGUUUGUUCAUCAUCAUUCUCAAAGGAAUGGUGAUAAUGGAAGCCAGCCAGAGAAAGAUCAUAAUGCUGAUUCAUAAUCAUUGUAGUGAUGUAUACUGAAACGUGGUCGAAGCGAAAAAUGGUGCAGUUGAUGUCUGAUACUUAAGUUCAUGUCUCAAGAUUAAUCAUACAUAUACAAGCAAUUGAAGGAAAUGGAGAUCUUAAUGAAGUAAUGCUUUUUUUUUCCUGUCUACAAAUAAUACAAGUAAGACUCUAAAUACUUUAAUUAUCUUAUGUGUUAGCUAGUUUCAUUUAUAUGUAUACAAAAUUAAUGUUUUGCAGGCUGAGAUUUGGACAAGAUAAAGUUUGUAAUAUGUAGAUUUGAUACUGGAUUUUAAUUAGUUUCCAAUUUUUAGAGA